CGAAGCACAACAACGUCACGUAGGUGCCAGCGUCUUGUAGGGGAGUGAAGUGCACAGCAUCACAGUAACACUCUGAUAGACCAUGUCUGCUCAGGUCGAGGAGACAGCCCCAGCCCCAGCCCCAGCCCCAGCUGCAUCGGCGUCCAAAAAGAAAAAGACUCCCGCCAGUAAAGCCAAGCCAGCGGCGAAGACUGCCUCUCCAGCAAAAAAGAAGAAAAAGAAGAGCAAAGGCCCCGGAAAAUACAGCCAGUUGGUAAUUGAAGCCAUCCGAACCUUGGGGGAGAAAAACGGAUCAUCCCUUUUUAAGAUAUAUAACGAGGCAAAGAAAGUGAGCUGGUUUGAUCAGCAAAACGGUCGGAUGUACUUGCGGUAUUCUAUCCGGGCACUCCUUUUGAACGAUACGCUCAUCCAAGUGAAGGGGCUGGGUGCCAACGGUUCAUUCAAACUGAAUAAGAAGAAAUUCGAGACCAAGACGAAAAAGAAGAGCUCUGCAAAGCCAACCAAGACAGCGAAACCCGCCAAAAAAACGGCCAAAAAAGCUGUGGAGAAAAAGAAAACCGCGAAGAGCACAAAGAAAGCAAAGACAGAGACCCCUGCCACGAAGAAAACUUCCAAGCCGAAGAAGGAAGCUAAAAAGACAACAGGCGUUGCGAAGAAGGCAAGCAAGACUAAGAAGUCUAAGCCGACAAAAAAGACGAUUUAAGACUCUUAAAACCUGCUUUUCGUAAAUGCUUCAGGCUAAAUGCUUUAUAGUGAUUCUCAAUCGUUUCCCUCCUGCAAUAAGAAUGUAACGUGCAUUGUAAAUAGAGAAAGGCUGCCAGAUAGCCUAUAAUUAAUUUGUCAAAACUUGUUAACCUUUUUCGAUCUAGGCUAUUUGUUUUACUGCUAUAGCAAAUUUAAACAACUAUUCUGGGACACGCCCACAUUUACAUUCAUGGGUUUCAGUUGCUGUUUUUAUACUGUUUUGUUAGGCUACUUUUGUUACCGGUUAAUAGAAAUUAUCUGGACAUGCUUCUAGCCAAAUAAAAGCAUACAUGUUUCACAACAAAAGUGUAAAUGGAAGGAUGCUUGUUUCUCUGCAAUAUUUUCAGUCAUAUAUUACAUCGCAGAAGCAGUGCUGUUAAGGAAACUAUUGUUAUUUGUGCCUGAAUAAUAAACUAGGUGUAAAUGUCAUGGUUUAAACUCAUACAAUUAUUAGCAAUUACACGUCAUGUGAGUUAUGUGCCGAACGUGUUAAACACCCAGCACCACAGUCCUGUUGACUUGGCCUGGCUUAUCUUCGAUUUAAAAUGAUUUUGUGCCAAGCUAGAUGUAGAAACUUGUAAUGUAACUUUUUAAUUUUAUUAUUAUUUUUUUUUUAUUAUUAUUAUUAUUAUUAUUUUUUUAAAUAAUCGUCAAAUCAUGCAGAGUCACAACUUUCUAAGCACAAUUACGGGUUGACCACAGAGAACUGAAAUGCCAAGCACAUUAAGUCAGAAGCAGCAGCAUUUGUCUUAAGAAUACUCUAAAGGUGUAAUAAAAGCUAUAACUGCCAAAUCGCAACUA
Molecule: messenger RNA, 1545 nt
Organism: Electrophorus electricus (electric eel)
Lineage: Eukaryota; Metazoa; Chordata; Actinopteri; Gymnotiformes; Gymnotidae
Gene: h1-10
Product: H1.10 linker histone
Biological process (GO): nucleosome assembly
Cellular component (GO): nucleosome
Molecular function (GO): structural constituent of chromatin; DNA binding
Source: RefSeq, a predicted model, not a curated record